This is a messenger RNA of Colossoma macropomum (tambaqui), 2664 nucleotides long. RefSeq names its product receptor-interacting serine-threonine kinase 3 (gene ripk3). The record is from RefSeq and is a predicted model, not a curated record. Gene Ontology annotation, molecular function: ATP binding; JUN kinase kinase kinase activity. Gene Ontology annotation, biological process: protein phosphorylation. Lineage: Eukaryota; Metazoa; Chordata; Actinopteri; Characiformes; Serrasalmidae.
ACACAGUUUUGCUAACAGGUGUGUUUAUCUUCCUCGAACACAAGUGAUGGAGAGUCGAUUCCAAAAGAGUCGAUUCUUUGAACUCCAACGCGUCUGAGAGUGAGGGCCGACUCUUGGCCAGUGACUCUGAGAGUCGAAAGAACUAAACACAAUGCAAUCGAAACAUUAAACGUAAUGUAAUGGAUUUUGUCUCCUUUCACUUCUAUCCGUUUACAAACUUCUGUUGAAUACACAGUAUACUAACGAAACUUCGGUGACGUCACGUUCCUCAUUUUUCCUCACUGGCUGGUUGAGGAAGUGAAAGUAGUGCACAUAACACAAUACUGCUGUUUUCUGUCUAACCGUCGCCAUUUCAGUAUAGAAUCCUUAAAAGCCCACAAAAACAGGCGUUUCAGCAUGUAGUCAACCAUGACAUUGCCUUGAGUACCUGUAAAUAAGUUUACUAACAUGUUUUAAGGGUUAAUAUCCUGUGGGGUUAACUCUCUCUCCACCCGGACUAUGUAUGAGAUUCCCUACACACAGUGAGAAAUGGAACUGUCCAGCUGCCUCAUGCCAACUUUGAUUCAUGAUGACUGUUUGUGUCCUGAGUCCUGGCGUCGGAUUGGUUCUGGUGGAUUUGGACAGAUCUAUAGGACGAAACAUACAAAAUGGGGGAUAAAAAUUGCCAUAAAGUUAUUACAUUGUAAAGACAGUUCCGCUUCAGCUCUUCUCCGAGAGGCAGACCUGAUGCGUCACGGUGGGAAUCCCAACGUGCUGAGAAUUCUGGGUGUGUAUAAAGGUCACCCUCCAGAAGAAGCCUCUACUCAGUUAGGUUUAGUGAUGGAGUACAUGGAGAGGGGCUCUCUGGCGGACCUGCAGAGAGCUCUGAACGGACCCCCUCCAUGGGCCCUUGCUUUCCGCAUCACGCACCAGAUCGCUCUGGGCAUGAACUUUCUCCACCAGCUGGAUCCACCUCUGCUGCACCUGGAUCUUAAGCCCAGCAACGUGCUGCUGGAUGACAGCCUCAAUGCCAAGCUCACAGAUUUUGGUUUGGCAAAAGUGGCCCAGAGCGCUUCCAGAAUGGCCAGAGAGAGAGACGAGGAGACAGGUGGGACCACAAGCUACAUGCCUCCAGAAGCAUUUCAGCUUUCUUCUUAUACUCCCAGCUUUUCCUCUGACAUUUACAGCUAUGGUAUACUCUUGUGGUCAGUUAUAACUGGAAAGGAGCCUUACGACAGUGUGAUCUCUAGUCUGGUGAGGUUUCGCAUUCCUGAAGGAGACAGACCUGAUCUGACCUCUGUGGACAGCAGCCAGGCAGCUGGGCUUAGUGAACUGGUCGAGCUGAUGCAGCACUGCUGGGAUGACAACCCUAAACAGAGACCUUCCUUCAUGGAUUGUAUUAAGGUGACUACGAAGGUGUACACGUUGCACAAGAAGGAAGUACAUGACGAUGUCUGUGCUGUUCAGAAAAAGCUGGAUGACAAAGACAAAGUCAGUUCCGGUCUGAAAUCACUCCAUAUCACCUCCAAAACACAGAACGGAUGUGUAAAAGAAAACUCUCAUUAUUCUGUGAAGACUGAGCCAACUCCUGUGCAGGCCACAGGCAGUACUGCAAACUCAAGGCCCAAAGAACCAGAGACAUUUGCUUGUCAACGCGCUCCAACUUCAUCAGGAACCAAUCACAAACCAGCUGCCAAAGCACCACCCACCACACAUAGGCCUCCAAUGACCCAGCGCCAGUACUCAACACCAGGCAAUGUGAGCAUCAGCCUAUCCAACGUCACCGGAGUGCAGAUUGGCAACAACAACUAUAUGAACAUAUAUGUACCACAUCAGAGACAGCGGCAGAGACACCCGACAGCGCCCUCUCAUUUCAAUCUUCCAAGUUCUCAUCAACCUUCCAAAUAUCAACAGAAUUCACAACAUAAACCAUAACUACCUUUCUUUAAUACAUUUGGCUGCCUCAUUGACUGUGUCACACAUAGGUUAAAGUUCAGCAAAAUGAUCAAAUAUACACAAUUUUUCCCCAACAUAAUUGAUCAGCUAAGACAUGUUUGAUGUCCAGUUUCUGGUUCUUUAGCUAUGAGGCUAAUGCAGCUAUCACAGAAUGGAAGUCUACAUCCCCAGAAAUCUUUUUGGGGUUAGACUGCUGUUAACUUUCUAUCUACAGUGUAAAACUAAAGAAGCAAAUAUUAGACACUGAAUGUUUAUAGCCAUGUUUUGGCUAAGGGCAAAAUUGUGUAUGUUUGAUUUUUGGGUGAACCAGAUAGACUAGGCCUGUGCUGGUAGCAAAGUUUUUGGUUCAAAUUGUGACUCAUUAGGUUGAAAUAAAUUCUUAUUGCUUAAACUAUUUGGCCAAAAAUAUGUGGACACCUGACUGUCAAACCUAUAUGAGCUUGUUGGACAUUCCAUUCCAAAACUAUGGGCAUUAAUACAAAGUUAAUGCCCCCCCUCCACCACCCCCGCAUAUGUGGCUAUAACAGCCUCCACUCUUCUGGGAAGGCUUUCCACAAGAUUUUGAAGUGUGUGGAAAUUUUUACCCACGAGGUCAGACACUGAUAAUUACUUUCUAAUUCAUACCAAAGGUUUUCAGUGGGGUUGAGGUCAAGGCUCUGUGCAGGUCACUGGAGUUCCCCCACACCAAACUCAUAAAACCAUGUCUUUAGGGACUUGCUUUGUGCACAG